Molecule: messenger RNA, 1963 nt
Organism: Ochotona princeps (American pika)
Lineage: Eukaryota; Metazoa; Chordata; Mammalia; Lagomorpha; Ochotonidae
Product: acyl-coenzyme A thioesterase 1
Exons: 3
Coding region: 121-1497 (458 amino acids)
Biological process (GO): fatty acid metabolic process; acyl-CoA metabolic process
Molecular function (GO): fatty acyl-CoA hydrolase activity
Source: RefSeq, a predicted model, not a curated record
GGCUAGUUCGCCGCUAGAGGAUCUGCGAGCAUUUUUUCACUCAACGCACCAGUUCGGUUUCCAGUCAGUUCCUUACUCCACAUUUCCGUUCAGUUCUGAGGUCUCAAGUCAGGUCCUAAAAUGGUGGUGGCCUCGUCUCUUGCUGUCCUGAGAGCCUCCAGACUGUGCCAACUGGGCCUGAAGAGGUGCGCCCGGUUUCUUGGGCCUCCACAGCUGAGGCCUGGUAGCCCGGCCGCUUGGAUCCCUGUUCGGAUGGCGGCGACGGUGAGCGUGGAGCCCGCGGGCCCCUCUUGCUGGGACGAGCCGCUGCGCAUCGCCGUGCGUGGCCUGGCCCCCGAGCAGCCGGUCACGCUGCGCUCCGCCCUGCGCGACGAGAAGGGCGCGCUCUUCCGCGCCCACGCGCGCUACCGCGCCGAUGCCCGCGGCGAGCUGGACCUGGCGCGCGCGCCCGCGCUGGGCGGCAGCUUCGCGGGGCCUGAGCCCAUGGGGCUGCUCUGGGCCCUGGAGCCCGACAGGCGCUUUUGGCGGCUGACCAAGCGGGACGUGCAGACGCCGUUCGCAGUGGAGCUGGAGGUGCUGGACGGCCACGACCCCGAGCCGGAGCGGGUGUUGACCCGCGCGGUGCUGGAGCGCCACUUCCUGCGGCCGGGAGUGCGACGUGAGGCGGUGCGCGCGGGCCGGGUGCGGGCCACGCUCUUCCUGCCGCCAGGCCCCGGGCCCUUUCCCGGCAUUGUGGACAUUUUUGGCGUUGGAGGUGGCCUUCCGGAGUAUCGGGCUAGCCUGCUGGCUGGGAAGGGAUUCGCUGUGCUGGCUCUGGCGUAUUACAACUAUGAGGACCUCCCCAAGAGCCUGGAGACCCUCCACCUGGAGUACUUUGAAGAAGCUGUGAACUACCUGCUCAGUCACCCUGAGGUGAAAGGCCCAGGAAUUGGACUGCUGGGAAAUUCCAAAGGGGGUGAGCUCUGUCUCACCAUGGCCUCCUUCCUGAAGGGCAUCACGGCCGCUGUCAUAAUCAACGGUUCCGUGGUCAUUGUUGGGGGAACUUCACGCUACAAGGAUGUGACUCUGCCCCCCAUAGGUGCCAACAAAAGUCGAAUCAAGAUGACCAAAGAUGGCUUUGCGGACAUUGUGGAUGCCCUAGAUAGCCCUUUGGAAGAGCCUGGCCUGAAGAGCUUCAUUCCUGUGGAAAAGGCCGAGUGCGCCUUCCUGUUCCUGGUGAGUGAGGACGACCACAACUGGAAGAGCGAGUUCUAUGCCAACGAGGCCUCCAAGCGCUUACAGGCCCACGGGAAGGAGAAGCCCCAGAUCAUCUGUUACCCCGGGGCAGGGCACUACCUGGAGCCCCCCUACUUCCCCUUGUGCCAGGCUUCCCAUCAUGUAUUGGUGGGUGGGCCUGUCUUCUGGGGAGGGGAGCCCAGGUCUCAUGCUGUGGCCCAGGCAGAUGCUUGGGAGCAACUGCAGGCUUUCUUCCAUAAGUACUUGGGUGGUAAGAGUUAGCGAGACUCCCUGGAAAAUAUAAUCUAUCCAAUUUGAAGACUGGGAGAGUAAAAUAUAUUCUGAUGACAUCAGUCUGGUUUGUUCAUAUUAGUUUGAAUCUAUUACUACAACAGGUUUUUAUUCAGUUUUUUUCCAUAAUACUACUAUCAAAAAGUUUCUAAUAGGGAUAUUUUGAAUGAAAAGAGUCAUAAGCAUAAGGGCUAGGGUUGUUGUGUAGCAAGUGGGGCUACCACCUGGGAUGCCAGCAUCACGUAUGGGUACUGAUUCGUGUCCCAGCCUGGGAAUAAUGUCAGAAUAUGCCCACAUGUUUGACCCCCUGCAGCCUACAUGGGAGACCUGGAAGAAGCUCUUAGCUCCUGGCUCCUGGCUUCAGCCUGGCCCAGCCCUGGUUGUUGCAGCCAGCUGUGGAGUGAACCAGCAGGUGGAAUAUCUCUGUCUCUUUCUGUAACUCUAACUUUCAAAUAAA